Messenger RNA from Galleria mellonella (greater wax moth), 1009 nucleotides. RefSeq lists its product as uncharacterized. NCBI's taxonomy places the organism in Eukaryota, Metazoa, Arthropoda, Insecta, Lepidoptera, Pyralidae. The transcript has 7 exons. The record is from RefSeq and is a predicted model, not a curated record. Gene Ontology annotation, cellular component: extracellular region. Bases 35 to 1009 code for a protein of 324 amino acids.
GCAGCCGGCGAGUUCGCACGAUGACACGUGCGCUAUGAGUACACCACGCGAGACAAGGUCCAACGAUAACGUAGAGCUACUGCCGCUGAAGUCAGCACUCGUCAAUAACAAUUACAGAGACGAUGACGCCUACUACCCCCCGCACCCGGUCGUCAACAACAACCCGUCGAGUUCCAAUCUAUUCGAAUACACGCUCCUCUCGAAAAGGACACCGGCCUCAAAACGAUUACUAUCGAAAACAACACAGCCGGCGCCGACCCCACUGGUGACGCUAUGUGGCGCGCCGCCACCGUCGCGGAAGCGCGAAGAGCUAGCAGCCCUCGCCAAUCUGCGCAAGAAAGUUGCUCCGGCGUUGCUACACGCUGACAAAAACUCCAAGAAUAACAACGAAACAAAUAAAGAAGACAAUGAAGAACAAUUGGACAACAGGCCUAAACUUCUACAGAAGGUGCUGCAAAGUAAGCCGGUGAGUAUGGUGGUGCAGUGGAGCGAGGUGCGCACCGCGUGGCAGGACAGCGACUUCAUCACCGAGUGCCUCUGCUGGCACAACGUGUACCGGCAGCGGCACGGCGCCACGCAGCUGUACAUGGCGCCGGAGCUGUGCGAUUACGCUCAGGCAUGGGCCAACCAUUUGGCGCAUACAAACAAGUUCCACUACAGAAAUGAUCGGGAUGUGGGACAGAAUUUGUACCAGCGUCCAGUCAGCGCCCUGCAGCCUGACGUCACGGGCCAAGAAGUGUCUUCCUAUUGGUACGCAGCGGUGCGCCAGUACAAUUUCUUCAAGGAGCCAGACGUCCUUCACGCUAAUGUAAACGCAGGUCACUUCACACAGAUGGUAUGGGUGGCGACCCGCUUCUUCGGAGUCGGCAAAGCUCGUUCUCGCGCCGGUAAGGUCAUCGUUGUCGCGCAUUACUCUCCACCAGGGAACAUAUCUGGCCAAUUCGAGACCAACGUACUUCCGCCUCUACCCGAAAAUUUCCCAGAGCUACCGCCGCCGCCGGCCCACUGA